This is a messenger RNA of Rubroshorea leprosula, 497 nucleotides long. Lineage: Eukaryota; Viridiplantae; Streptophyta; Magnoliopsida; Malvales; Dipterocarpaceae. The record is from the annotation of a GenBank genome assembly.
CCAACAAAACUUGCUGUCACCGAACUUAUUUCUCUAAUACUGAAGCUCUAGACAACAUUUUAGAGAAUAGAGAUGAUGCCUUCAAAGGCAAAGAAGCAAUCAAAGACACCUUCCCGUCCAUCAAGUUAUGAUCCAUCAGCGUUCCCACGAACACCGUCGGUGAUAUCCUUGUCGUCAGAAGUUAGUGAAGAAGAUCCCUUGAAGAGGCUUCUAGUCGGUAUCCUUCUCUCAUCGGGAAAUCUGCUUUCAUUGGGCGUGUCAAUGAUGUUGACAUAUUCAUAAUCCAGAGCGAGGCUGUAAAAUUUGGCUUUCUGAAACUUCCGUGGUCGCUGCUUCCCUUACAUCCGGUUCUAUUGUGUCUGUAAUUUACUGUCCUCGUCUUGAUGUUGAAUUGUCAAAAAUUCCAACUUUUCUGAAAUUUUUCCUGCUGAUUUAUCCUUCUUAUCUUGUUCUUAGAUCUCACUUGCUGCUUUGGACAAUAAAAUUUCAGACACCUU